CCUGCCGGUGUAGCCGCCUCGAGGCCCUCGGGUGGGCGGGGGACGCUGCUGUCAGCCCAGCCGCUGUGGCCAGGAGCGCCUGGCACGGAGGAAGCCCGGGGGCGGUGGCAGCCCAGACGGGGCGAGGUUCGGCAAGAUGUCGGUGAAGGAGGGCGCGCAGCGCAAGUGGGCGGCGCUGAAAGAGAAGCUGGGGGCCCAGGACUCGGACCCCACGGAGGCCAACCUGGAGAGCGCCGACCCCGAGCUGUGCAUCCGGCUGCUGCAGAUGCCGUCCGUGGUCAACUACUCGGGGCUGCGCAAGCGUCUGGAGAGCAGCGACGGUGGCUGGAUGGUGCAGUUCCUGGAGCAGAGCGGCCUGGACCUGCUGCUCGAGGCCCUGGCGCGCCUGUCUGGCCGCGGGGUGGCCCGCAUCGCCGACGCCCUCCUGCAGCUCACCUGCAUCAGCUGCGUGCGCGCCGUCCUGAACUCGCAGCGGGGCAUCGAGUACAUCCUCAGCAACCAGGCCUACGUGCGCCAGCUCUCCCUGGCUCUGGACACGUCCAACGUGAUGGUCAAGAAGCAGGUGUUUGAGCUGCUGGCUGCCUUGUGCAUCUACUCGCCCGAAGGCCACAUGCUGACCCUGGAUGCCCUGGACCACUACAAGACCGUGUGCAGCCAGCAGUACCGCUUCAGCGUCAUCAUGAAUGAGCUCUCGGACAGCGACAACGUGCCCUAUGUCGUCACCCUGCUCAGUGUGAUCAAUGCCAUCAUCCUGGGCCCCGAGGACCUCCGCACCCGCACCCAGCUGCGCGGGGAGUUCACCGGGCUGCAGCUGCUGGACGUUCUGACACGUCUGCGGUGA
Messenger RNA from Puma concolor (puma), 841 nucleotides. NCBI's taxonomy places the organism in Eukaryota, Metazoa, Chordata, Mammalia, Carnivora, Felidae. The record is from RefSeq and is a predicted model, not a curated record.